This is a messenger RNA of Oncorhynchus mykiss (rainbow trout), 4170 nucleotides long. The record is from RefSeq and is a predicted model, not a curated record. NCBI's taxonomy places the organism in Eukaryota, Metazoa, Chordata, Actinopteri, Salmoniformes, Salmonidae.
UGCCCCCUGCUGGUUUAAAAUUAAACUGCACAUCACCGAAAUGUCCACUAUCACAACGCACCACCAGGGGGCGCCGUCGAGCCAACGACAAAAAACCACUGGGUGACGACGACGCCAGACGAUUCAGUCAAAGAUGGCGUCUCUUCUGCAACCCGACAGGGUUCUCUACCUUGUUCACGGAGAGAAAAAAAUCCGCUCGUCGUUGUCUACACUUUAUUUUUGCCGGUAUUGCAGUGAAUUGCGUUCCUUAGAAUGUGUGUCUCACGAGGUGGACUCCCAUUACUGUCCGAGCUGCCUGGAGAAUAUGCCUUCAGCUGAGGCCAAGCUGAAGAAGAACAGGUGUGCCAACUGCUUCGACUGCCCGUGCUGCAUGCACACCCUGUCCACCCGGGCAACCAACAUCCCAGCCCCUCUUCCCGACGACCCCAGCAAGACGGCCAUGAAGAAGGCCUACUACCUGGCCUGUGGCUUCUGUCGUUGGACAUCCAGAGAUGUGGGCAUGGCUGACAAGUCUGUGGCCAGUGGAGGAUGGCAGGAGCCGGACAACCCUCAUACUCAACGGAUCAAUAAACUGAUAGAGUAUUACCAGCAGCUGGCCCAGAGGGAGAAACUGGAGAGGGACCGGAAGAAGCUGGCCAGGAGACGACCCUACAUGCCUCUGGCCUUCUCGCAACACACUAUUCAUGUGGUGGAGAAGUAUGGUCUGGGUACCAGACUACAGAGACAGAGACCUGGAGCUCCUAUCACCAGUCUGGCUGGUCUUUCUCUGAAGGAAGGUGAAGACCAAAAGGAGAUUAACAUAGAGCCAGCCCAGGCCUUAGACGAGGUGGAACCACUGCCUGAAGACUACUACACUAGACCAAUCAACCUACCCGAGGUGACAUCCUUGCGUCAGCGGCUGCUCCAGCCUGACUUCCAGCCAGCCGGAGCCUCUCAGCUCCACCCCAAACACAAACACCUGUUGAUCAAGCGCUCUCUGCGAUGCAGGAAAUGUGAGCACAAUCUGAGCAAGCCAGAAUUCAACCCAACCUCAAUCAAGUUCAAAAUCCAGCUGGUGGCUGUGAGUUACAUCCCUGAGGUCAGAAUAAUGUCCAUUCCAAACCUGCGCUUCCAGAAGGAGUGCCAGGUGCUGCUCACCCUGACCAACCCCGUGGAGAGUAUUACCCACGUCACCCUGGUGGGCUGUGAGGAAGGAGACCCAGAGGACAUCAACAGCACUGCGAAGGUGAUGGUUCCUACCAAGGAGUUGGUCCUGGCAGGGAAGGAUGCUGCAGCAGAUUACGACGAGUUGGCUGAGCCACAGGACUUCCAGGACGACCCAGAUGUGGUGGCCUUCAGGAAAUCCAAUAAGAUCGGUUUCUUCAUCAAGGUGGUCCCUCAGCGCGAGGAGGACGGCGAUGUCACGGUGUCCUUUAAGAUUCGCCACGACUUCCGCAACUUGGCGGCUCCCAUAAGGCCGAGCGAGGAGGACGAUGCCCCAACCGAGGCAAUAUGGCUCACACACCACGUGGAGCUCAGCCUGGGGCCGCUCGUAGCGUGAAGUUACACACACACACACACGUUAACACAACCACAAAAUACAUAUAUACACUGAGUGUACAAAACAUUAAGAACACCUGCGCUUUCCAUGACAGACUGACAAGGUGAACCCAGGUGAAAGCGAUGAUCCCUUAUUGACGUCACCUGAUAAAUCCACUUCAAUCAGUGUAGAUGAAGGGGAGGAGACGGGUUAAAGUAGGAAUUGUAAGACUUGAGAGAAUUUGAGACAUGGAUUGUGUAUGUGUGUCAUUCAGUGGGUGAAUCGGCAAGACAAAAGAUUUAAGUGCCUUUUUAACAGGGUAUGUUAGUAGGUGACAGGCGCACCAGUUUGAGUCAAGAACUGCAACCCUGCUGGGUUUUUCACACUCAACAGUGUCCCGUAUGUAUCAAGCAGAGUCCGACACCCAAUGAACAUCCAGCCAACUUGACACAACUGUGAGAAUGGAGUCAACUUUGAAGUUCAUGACCUGACGAAUUGAGGCUGUUCUGAGGGGGGGGGGGGUGCACCUCAGGUUCCUAAUGUUUGGUAUGCUCAUGAUAUAUAGUAGAGCAGUGUUGAGAGAGAGAGCGAGAGAGAUAGAGAGAACACACCUAACAGACAAACACACACACGCCGUACAUACAUUGGAUCACAUAUCCCUCACACGCAACACACACACACACACACGUACUCGACUAGCAACACUUCUCUGUACCACCAAGCAGUUCCAGAGACCCUUUCCUGCUUCACGCUUCAACUUAGGCACUAUCUUCAUCAUCCUCCUCCUAAGGAUGAAGAGUAUUUACCUGCAUGCCAGGCUACAUCUACCUGCUAAUAAAUGUCUCUUAGAUGAUGUCAUUACUGUUUGUCCUCUCUGGGUUGAAGGUAGUGUGAGACUGUCAUUACUGUUUCUCCUCUGGGUUGAAAGUAGGGUGAGACUGUCAUUACUGUUUCUCCUCUCUGGGUUGAAAGUAGGGUGAGACUGUCAUUACUGUUUCUCCUCUCUGGGUUGAAGGUAGGGUGAGACUGUCAUUACUGUUUCUCCUCUCUGGGUUGAAGGUAGUGUGAGACUGUCAUUACUGUAUCUCCUCUGGGUUGAAGGUAGGGUGAGACUGUCAUUACUGUUUCUCCUCUCUGGGUUGAAGAUAGGGUGAGACUGUCAUUACUGUUUCUCCUCUCUGGGUUGAAGAUAGGGUGAGACUGUCAUUACUGUUUCUCCUCUCUGGGUUGAAGGUAGGGUGAGACUGUCAUUACUGUUUCUCCUCUCUGGGUUGAAGGUAGGGUGAGACUGUCAUUACUGUUUCUCCUCUCUGGGUUGAAGAUAGGGUGAGACUGUCAUUACUGUUUCUCCUCUCUGGGUUGAAGGUAGGGUGAGACUGUCAUUACUGUUUCUCCUCUCUGGGUUGAAGGUAGGGUGAGACUGUCAUUACUGUUUCUCCUCUCUGGGUUGAAGAUAGGGUGAGACUGUCAUUACUGUUUCUCCUCUCUGGGUUGAAGAUAGGGUGAGACUGUCAUUACUGUUUCUCCUCUCUGGGUUGAAGGUAGGGUGAGACUGUCAUUACUGUUUCUCCUCUCUGGGUUGAAGAUAGGGUGAGACUGUCAUUACUGUUUCUCCUCUCUGGGUUGAAGGUAGGGUGAGACUGUCAUUACUGUUUCUCCUCUCUGGGUUGAAGGUAGGGUGAGACUGUCAUUACUGUUUCUCCUCUCUGGGUUGAAGGUAGGGUGAGACUGUCAUUACUGUUUCUCCUCUCUGGGUUGAAGGUAGGGUGAGACUGUCAUUACUGUUUCUCCUCUGGGUUGAAGGUAGGGUGAGACUGUCAUUACUGUAUCUCCUCUGGGUUGAAGGUAGGGUGAGACUGUCAUUACUGUUUCUCCUCUCUGGGUUGAAGGUAGGGUGAGACUGUCAUUACUGUUUCUCCUCUCUGGGUUGAAGGUAGGGUGAGACUGUCAGUACUGUUUCUCCUCUCUGGGUUGAAGGUAGUGUGAGACUGUCAUUACUGUAUCUCCUCUGGGUUGAAGGUAGGGUGAGACUGUCAUUACUGUAUCUCCUCUGGGUUGAAGGUAGGGUGAGACUGUCAUUACUGUUUCUCCUUUCUGGGUUGAAGGUAGGGUGAGACUGUCAUUACUGUUUCUCCUCUCUGGGUUGAAGGUAGGGUGAGACUGUCAUUACUGUUUAUCCUCUCUGGGUUGAAGGUAGGAUGAGACUGUCAUUACUGUUUCUCCUCUCUGGGUUGAAAGUAGGAUGAGACUGUCAUUACUGUUUCUCUCUGGGUUGAAGGUAGGGUGAGACUAAGGAGUUGGGAGUUAUUUUUGCUGUUGUCUUUAGUACUGAAGUCAGUCAGUUCUAUUAGCAGUAUUGAAGUAGUGAGACCUGUAAACUUGUCUUUGUCUGAGGUAAGAUACAUUACCUAAAAACACUAUCGAUCAAUCGUACAUUUUCAUAAAAUGUAAAGUGUAUUAUAUAUAUAUUCAUUGGAUGGUUUCUGCUGAAGAUCUGACCAACAGUGGCUGGUUGCUGUUUAUUGUGGUUCACUGGCACUCAUUUUAAUUUGUUGUCUCUGUGUGAAGUCUGGAAGGAAUUCCUCUGGUUUUUGUUAGUCUUACAACACGGAUAACCUGUUACUGGCUAAUAAAAUAAUGUCAGAAAAACA